This is a messenger RNA of Falco peregrinus (peregrine falcon), 6424 nucleotides long. RefSeq names its product glycerol kinase 5 (gene GK5). The coding region runs from base 114 to 1664 and encodes 516 amino acids. Gene Ontology annotation, biological process: triglyceride metabolic process; glycerol-3-phosphate biosynthetic process; glycerol metabolic process. Gene Ontology annotation, molecular function: glycerol kinase activity. Lineage: Eukaryota; Metazoa; Chordata; Aves; Falconiformes; Falconidae. The record is from RefSeq and is a predicted model, not a curated record. The transcript has 17 exons. Gene Ontology annotation, cellular component: mitochondrion.
CCGCGCUCAUAGGCCGGCCGGGCGCCCGCCCCGCGGCGGGGCGGCGGAUUUCUGGCGGGCGGCGGCCGCCCGGCCGCACUCGGCGGUCGUUGCGGGCCGGGCCGCGGCCGGCGAUGCCGUGCGGGCAGCCGGAGAGCGGCACCGCCCCGGCGCGGUACGUGCUGGGGGUGGAUGUGGGCAGCACGGUGGUGAAGUGCCACGUCUAUGACCGGGCGGCCGCGGUCAGAGGCUCCAGCUGCAGGAAGGUGGAAUCGCUUUAUCCUUGUCCUGGUCGGGUUGAAUUAGAUCCUGAAGUGCUGUGGAGUCAGUUUGUUGGUGUGAUAAAAGAGGCUGUACAAGAUGCGGGAGCUCACAUGAGGCAAAUUGCUGGUCUUGGCAUCUCAACGCAGAGAGCAACUUUCAUUACAUGGCACAAGAGGACAGGGAAACCUUUCCAUAAUUUCAUAAGUUGGCAAGACUUAAGAAGUGCUGAACUUGUGAAUUCCUGGAAUAAGUCCCUUCUGCUGAAGGUAAUCCAUGUUAUUUUUACAGUGCUUCAUUUCUUGACUGGGAAUGAUCGAUAUUUGGCACCAAGUUUUCUUACUUUUUCAACACAACAAACUUCUAUGAAGUUGUCAUGGGUUUUUAAAAACAUACAUGAGGCUGAAGAAGCUGCCAAAAAAAAUAACUGCUGCUUUGGAACAGUUGACACGUGGUUACUGUAUAGAUUAACUAAAGGUUCUGUAUAUGCUACGGAUUACUCAAAUGCCAGCGCUACAGGCAUUUUUGAACCCUUUACGAAAUGCUGGAACCCAGCUUUGUGUAAUUUACUUUCCAUUCCAAUGUCUGUUUUUCCACCAGUGAAAGACACAAGCUUCAACUUCGGAUCAACUGACUCUGAAAUUUUUGGGGUACCUAUUCCAAUAAUGGCAGUGGUAGCUGAUCAGCAGUCAGCUAUGUUUGGGGAAUGCUGCUUUCACCCUGGAGAUGUUAAACUGACCAUGGGAACAGGUGGUUUCUGGAAUGUGAAUACUGGAGAGCAUCUCUGUGCGUCACGGAGGGGUCUGUAUCCACUGAUUGGUUGGAAGAUUGGGGAAGAAGUUGUUUACUUAACUGAAGGCUGUAUGUCAGACAUUGGCACUGCCAUAAAAUGGGCUCAGGAUAUAAGUCUUUUCACCAAUGUAGAUGAAACAGCAAAAAUGGCACAGAGUAUUGUUGAUUCCCAAGGCGUUUGUUUUGUUCCAGGUUUUCAGGUUUCUGUGAAUGACCCAUAUUUAUGUGCCUCUUUCAUGGGGCUGAAACCUUCUACUACCAGAAACCAUCUUGUACGAGCUAUAUUGGAAUCUGUAGCUUUCAGAAACAAACAGCUUUAUGAUAUCAUUGUGAAGAAGGUACGCAUUCCUCUUCAAACUAUUCGAGCUGAUGGAGGUGUCAGUAAUAAUAGUUUUGUCAUGCAGAUGACUUCAGAUUUAAUUAAUAAGAAAAUAGAAAAACCUGCAAAUGCAGACAUGUCUAGUCUUGGUGCAGCUUUUCUAGCAGGUCUUGCUUCAGGAUUUUGGACUGACAAAGAACAACUAAAGAAGCUAAGGCAAAUAGAAGCAGUUUUUGAGCCCCAGAAGGACUCUGAGGAAUACAGACCUGCUAUGGAUACCUGGCUACAAGCAAUGAAACGCUCCCUACACUGAGUAAUGACAAAUUCAAGCUGUGAGUGAUUGUGUUACACACACACACUGGAGACAAGAAAUUUUUAUAUUUAACAUUAUUGAAGAGGACCAAGGAACUAUCAUUCACCACUUCUUGUGCUGAAACAUGGAAGUUCAAAUCAUACAGCAUUGCCUUAGUUCCUUUCACAGUCAUCUGUGAACUCAGCCAUGAGUUGGAGCAUCUACACUAGUGGUGGUAUUCAGACUAGAUCUGAUUUGCCUGUCAGCCUUAGCUUGUCAUACCAUUUUUCUUGUUCUUCUGUUACUUUCUGACCUUCAACAUGUGCUACAUCUUGGCACUUUUUUUUGUUUUUUCCCUCUGGGGUAUCCUUCAAGUUGCAGAGACCGUUCUCUCCUGAACCUACCUUGACAGGAAUCCUGAAGUCCAGAAACAGUUCUGUGUGCUGAUUUCUAGUAAUAACAGCAGACUACAUGACCUAUAUGGUUGACAGCUUUAUAGACACUUUGGUUUGGCUGGUUUGUUUUGGACCAUAAUAUAUGGCUGUCCAGGUGCUAAGACUCUUAAAGUUUAUUGAUGAAAUUCCCUCCACUCCUCCUCCUGCUGUAAGGUAAGAACAUGUAUUUACAGGAUAUCUGGAACCCUUGCUUUGCAUCAACAUCUGUGUUCAGAUUGUGAUUUUCUCUUGUCAUCCCAACCUUGCAACCAAAGAAAGUGCUCAUUGGCAAGAAGGUUCUUCUAGCCCGGCCAAACAGGGUUCCAGCCUGGCAUUUUGGGCAGAAGUUUGUGACUCGGUCACUGGUAUUCUACACUUUGUUCUCACUGAAGGAGUUUAGUUUCAUCAGGGUCUGCCUAGGGAUAAUGUCCACCUAUUACCCUCUUUAUGAAGGCUUCUUGACUUACAUUCACUUAAUAGUUUUGUGAUUUUGUUGGGUUUGAUUAGGGCUCCCACAGUGUACCUAGAUGGAGCUUUAAUGGCAACUGAAUCUGAUUCUGCUCGGAUUCCUUCACUGAAGGUAUCUCAGCUAGCCACGCACCUUGCACGGCACCUGUACGUGGUGGUGGUCUUCAUCCCAGCCGUAGCACAGCUAGAAAGAUAGAAGAUACACAAGACAUUACAUAGUUCUCUUGCUCUAGUGUCCUGGAGGACCUAUUCUACAUAACUGUUUACUGUUAUUACUGUUUAAUUGUAAGCAGAAAAUUCACCCGUUUUACUGUCACUAGCCUCAAAUCUACAGGAGACAAACCUCACUGCAAAUUAAGAACGCCAACAAGGCCUUACUAUAUUGACCACCUGAGCCUUUCAAAUGAUCUGCAGAGUUGUGAGUUCUCCGUGGAGAGGUUCGAAGUAGUGAGGAAGGCUCUGCAGCAAACGGGGUGUCUAACCCUACCAAGAUGGUGCAGCCCUCGGAGGUUACAGCAUCUGCCACAGCUUGUGAUGUUUAGUUGCCCAAAGACGGAACAGACUAAUAGACAGCUUGAAGAAAUUUGGUUACUGAUCAUUAAGCCUCUUUUGCUUGUCUGUUACAACAAAAAUUGAUUUUUAUCUUCACAGGAAAUUUUUAAUAUGCUGAUUAUCUUUAAGUGGUACCUGUUAAUUGAUAAUGGAUUUGAAAUGAGUUUUAAGCAAUUAGUUACGCUUUUACAGCUACUUUGCUGUCUCAGUUUUUGCUGUACAGAAGGGCAUUAAGACCAUUAUAGAAACUCAGUCAUACUAACUUUUAUUUAAAAUAUUUAGAUUUUUACCUCAGGAGUUGUUUUCAUCAGUUUGAAAAGUAUAUAUGAAUUUUACCUUUGCUAUCAGCUGAGUUUGAUAGUAAAGAUCAUACAAACAUUUGUAAAUAAUAACUAGCUUGUAGUUUUAUCUUUUAAGAGAGACACCAUGUUGAUACUGUGAAUGUUUUACUUAGGAUUGGGUAGUAAUGCACCUCAUCAGGCAUGUGAAGAUUGGAAAUUCAGUUGAGAUGAGUUGAUUAUCCUUGGGCAUCCUGUUUUCACAGGUACACAUGGUGCUGAUGGCAGAUAAUUUCAUCCCAGUUUGGCAGUUUGAUCAUACAUAACAACAUACAGUCCUAUUAUAUAUGAGGGGGACUACAUGGCAUAAAUCCCUCUAAUGUUGGAGGGAUCGCACUACUAUUGGAUUAAUUACUGUGUGUCAAGAGAAAGGGCAGGUAAAAUAGUUACCAGAUAGCUGAAAAAUGCUGAGCAGACGUCGUAGGAGUUUUCUUACAUAACUAAGAAGAGAGUCGUGUUGGCUCUGUUUAAAAUCUUACAGUAAUGAACUUUGCCAAGAUUUUUGAGUACCAUUUUCUUUUAAGCGGUGUUUUCUUCUCUUGUGUAACAGCUAAUGUUAUGUAAAAUUAAUUCUGUUGCUCUUAUCUGGUUUUUUGCAAGCACAUUUAUACUUACUUUCCUGUUGGAAGAAAGUAAAAAAAGGCAAGUACUGAGUUCCUGUUCCAGCCUGUUAGCUUCUUUUUGGCAUAAUCUCUGUAGCAAGAUCCUUCAACUAGUGCCACUGUUUUCUUGAUCAGGGCACAGUAGUGAGGCUUACCAGUUGAACAGCAGCCUUGGGAGAAAAGGUAAGAACCAUUUUGUGCCAGUCAGUGGGCCACAGAAUUGAGGGGGUUUUGUGCUCUUAAUGCCAAGCCAACAAGUACAACAGUGAUCCCCUCUUCAAACAGGUAUCUCAGUAUGGCAGGCUGAGUAAGGAAAGACAGUAGUGCUCUGGCCCUGAAGUUGGGCAGCAGUUUUUAUAGGGAGGGCAAGUUCAGCGGGAGAAAAGAAGCAGGGGGAGCUGUUUUGGGUGGGUGUUUGUAUACGUUGUCACAGCAAGGGUUGCAGGCUGGCAAGAAAGCAAUGAAACUAGCAAGUGUUGAGAACUACUGCGUUGUGAAAGGGGAAGGUGGGGCAUCUGAAAGGGAUCUGACCAGCCAGGGGGAGCAUGGUGGGAGACCACUGGCCGUUUCUGGAGACAGGAGAAUUUCCCACAGUGCAGGUUUUACUGUAAGUAGCCUUAAACCCAUGCCUUAGCGUGCCUAAAAGAAACUGUUCCAAGAUGUGUUUCAAUGCAGCCCUCAUUCUGGGAGAAAGUUCGGGAUUUGUGUUCUGAAAGACUGUGUUUUGGUUUAGAAUGUUACAACAGUAGCAUACUUGCUCUUCAUGCAAACUGAUCGUUAUUUCAGCAGCUUCAGACUCAAUAGUGUAAAUGUAUAGUCAUGUCUUUCUGCAGUUGGCUGUUGAAAGCAAACAAACUACAGCAAUGAUCUAGCUCCUGUUUCUCUCCUUAAUGGUUAAAAUGCCUAUUUUUCAUGUUCCUCAUCAGUUACAGUAUCUGACUUCAGUCCAUCAGUAUUUUCUUACAGAAAAGUAAACAAACCAAUGAACUACAAAGAGGUAUUUGAAGUGUAAGUGUCGUUAUCACAGCUGGAUUUGAGUUCAGGUAUUUGUUUAGCUCUGGUAACUUACUGAAUAGUGCAAUAAACCAGCCAACCUGGUUUGCUUCCGUUUUGCUUCCUUUUCUAAGGCAGCGCGUGCCUUCUGCGCUUGUGUCAGGGCAUGCUUCGGUCUCCUUCAUGUUAGCUGUUGUGGUUGUACCUGUUACAGGGGUCUCCAAGAGAAAUACACAACAGGUUGCAUUUUUUUUAAUGCUUCCAUGAAGUUAUCUUGCACAACACUGCGAAUGUUGAUAAAGGUCUUGUUGCAUGUGAUGAAGGUAUUUUAUAGAGGAUGAAAAGAAACUAAAAGCACAAAGUCAGCAGAUUCCUGUGCACAUGCUGGAUUUUCAGUUCAUGAACUAUCCCUCUGAAGUAAACAGUUCUUGCUUGCCAGUGUUCUCCUUGCUCCUUCAUUUCAGAAUUCUCUUUUACAGGCUGAACAGCUGUUUGACGUUUCUUCCCUUUUUAGUAAAGGGGAUAGGAUCAAAUAUGUCUUUCUACAGUAAUUAAUGUUUUUUUAAGCAAGAAAAACACAAGUUUCAUAUGUUUGGUCUGCUCUGUGCACGGUCUAGAGGUUUCCACACCAGCGUCUGUUCCUGCAUCCACAUGAACCUUGCUUUGCUCCUCUUGCUCAGCAGCAUUAAGGUGAAUUUGUGUUACAGAAAUCUGAAAAAGGGGUUGCUGUGUGCCUUGGCCGUGUGCCUGGCUCUGUAGGAGGAAGACUGUAAGAAAGCUUGCUUUGAAUGGAACUAGUGCCGAUCUUUUUUGGGUUUUAACUCCCUGGCGUGUUUUCUGUUCGUGCUCUCUCUGUAAGAAUACUUCAUCCUGCCUUGUUGAAAUCAAUUUUUACAAAAGGAAACGCUGAAAGCAAAUACUUCCUCCAGCUCUGAUCGUGGGCCCUACGCGCAGAGCUUGGGCUCGGUUCCCCGGGGCCCGACCCUCCCGGCGGGGGCAGAGGCGGGGGGCCAGCGCGCCGGUACCCUGUCCCUUUGUUAGCCAGAGCGCCUUUGUUUCCCAGGGAAGAAACUGCGGAGCCGCCGCAGGGCCCGUUACCGAACGCCCACCGUGCCCCAGGCUCCCCGAGCGCCGCCCCCGCCAGCGGCGCGACCGCGCUCCGUCACCUGAGGCGGGCGGACCCCGCGGCCCUGAGCACGGUAGCGCCAGCUCCCCGCGGGAGGGCUCGACCGGGCCUGCACCCCGCGCCACGCCGUUCCGUCUGUGCGAACACAAUACGGGCGUCGCUAGGUGCCCCCGGCGGGCAGCGCCGGUAGCGGAGGGCGGCUGGGGCUGUGGGCGGCCCCCGCCCCAGAGCGGCCCGACCGGGGGCUGCCUGGGGAGGCGGUGGCCGU